Molecule: messenger RNA, 2070 nt
Organism: Castor canadensis (American beaver)
Lineage: Eukaryota; Metazoa; Chordata; Mammalia; Rodentia; Castoridae
Product: disintegrin and metalloproteinase domain-containing protein 21-like
Biological process (GO): male gonad development; proteolysis
Cellular component (GO): external side of plasma membrane; sperm head plasma membrane; plasma membrane
Molecular function (GO): metalloendopeptidase activity
Source: RefSeq, a predicted model, not a curated record
AUGGCUGUGCAUGUGUCCCUGGAGCAGGUGAAGAUCACUCUCCUGCUACUCUACUUAUGGCCAUUUUUGUUCUUGUCUGGAUGGCCCCACCAGGCUGGGUAUGGUGAAUCCCACAGCCCUCCAGAAGUGGUGAUACCCUUGAGGGUCACUGAGAGAGGCAUGAAGGCACCAAACUGGAUCACUUACAGUCUUCAUUUGGAGGGCAAGAGAUACAUUAUUCACCUAAAGGCCAAGAAGUUUUUUGUGUACAGAGACCUCUCUGUGUUCACCUAUAAUGACCAGGGUGCUCUGCUUGAGGACCAACCUUUUGUUCAGAACGACUGCUACUACCAUGGUUAUGUGGAAGGAGACCCAGAAUCCCUGGUUACUGUUAGCACUUGUUUGGGUGGCUUUCAAGGAAUGCUACAGAUAAAUGGUGUUGCUUAUGAAAUCAAGCCCAAAAGGCUUUCUGCCACAUUUGAACAUCUGUUAUACAAGAUAGACAGCAAGGAGACACAAUCAACAUCCAUUAGAUGUGUAUUAACAGAAGAAGAAAUAGCACAGCAACUGAAGUUUCAAGAGAAUGAUAAUUCUAUUUUGAUGCAAAAUUCUAACACGGGAUGGUGGGUUCACCGGUGGUUUCUUGAACUGGCAAUCGUGGUUGAUCAUGGACGGUUUGUUUUUCGGGAUAGUAACAUCUCUGUUGUGGAGAUGGAUGUAGUCAUGGCUGUCAACAUAGUAGAUGAUCUUUAUAACUCCCUUGAUGUUGAUGUAGCUCUCAUUGCAAUUGAGAUCUGGAAUACGGAAAACCCCUUUAUCAAAAAUAACCCACAUGAUAUGAUGGUAAGUUUUUGCACAUGGAAGGAGACCAACUUUAAUUCUCGUGUACAUCAUGAUGUUGCACAUAUUAUCAUAAAACAAGACUAUUGUACAUCUGUUCUUACCGAUUCAUUUUAUCUAGGAGUAUGCAGUAAUGAUCGUAAUUGUGGAUUAGAGUGUGUUAUGGAUGAUAGACUGGUUUUGUUUGUUUCACAUUUGGCACAUGAGCUUGGUCAUACUUUGGGAAUGAAGAAUGAUGAAAAUACAACUUGUACAUGUGGGGGAAAUCAAUGCAUAAUGAAUGAAAUGUUAUUGCCUGCACAGGCAUUCAGCAACUGCAGUUAUAAUCAUUUUUUUGAAAAUGUUCACAAAUUAACUUGUUUGCGUGAUUCACCAAAACCAGAGCGCAUCAUCACAAAGAAGCGCUGUGGGAAUAGUGUGGUUGAAGAUAAAGAGGAGUGUGAUUGUGGCUCUGUAAAAUUAUGUGAAAAAGAUCUAUGUUGCUUGCAAAACUGUAUUCUGAAACCUGGGACUGUUUGUGCUUCUGGGCUUUGUUGCAAAGACUGCCAGUUCAUGCCAGUAGGCACAGUGUGUAGAGAAUUGAACAGCGAAUGUGAUCUGCCAGAGUGGUGCAAUGGAACGUCUGGUGCAUGUCCAGAAGAUGUGUACAUAGAAGAUGGGACCUCUUGCCUGGACAACGGCUUAUGCUAUGAGAAGAGAUGUAAUGACCUUAAUGAACAGUGUAAGAAAAUUUUUGGCACUGAUGCUUCGAGCGCAAAUCAGAGUUGCUACUUAGCAAUGAACACCAAAGGUGACCGUUUUGGUCACUGUGGUAUGGAAGGUGGUAACUAUGUAAGAUGUCAGCCUGAAGAUGUUCUAUGUGGGAGAGUUCAGUGUGAUAAUGUAAUACUAAUUCCCCUUUUGAGUGAACAUAACACUGUGCAUUGGACUCAGAUCAAUAAUACCACUUGCUGGGGUACUGACUACCACUUUGGUAUGACCAUACCUGAUAUUGGUGAAGUAAAAGAUGGGACACAUAAGGAAAAAGAGGAAAUUACUGAAACUGCAUCUGUGAUAGAGGAGCAAGAUUUUGAAACUUCACCUGUGAAAGAGGAGCAAAAGGUUGAAACUUCACCUGAGAAAGUGGAGCAAAAGGUUGAAACUUCACCUGUGAAAGAGGAGCAAAAGGUUGAAACUUCACCUGAGAAAGUGGAGCAAAAGGUUGAAACUUCACCUGUGAAAGAGGAGCAAAAUGUUGAAAUUUCAAAGUGA